This is a messenger RNA of Necator americanus (New World hookworm), 717 nucleotides long. RefSeq lists its product as uncharacterized. The record is from RefSeq and is a predicted model, not a curated record. Lineage: Eukaryota; Metazoa; Nematoda; Chromadorea; Rhabditida; Ancylostomatidae. Bases 1 to 717 code for a protein of 238 amino acids. The transcript has a single exon.
AUGCUGACCGAAUUCGUCGAAACAUGUGGAUGCAUCGGUCUUCAGCUGUAUCUACAAAAGACGAUGUUAAUGCGGAACGGAUGGGUCUCGGAUGCCCCAUUCACGCUCAACGGAACAAACAUAUCCGAAUGCACCAGCUACGUGUAUCUGGGUCGGGGAUUGAACAUGAUGAACGUCUUGAUCCCCGAGUUGGGCAGGAGGAGACGGGGAGCGUACAGGAGCAUCGAGGAUGUAGUGAAGAAGACCGGGAACACCCGGCUCCGUGCUCACCGCUUCAGCACCGCCGUACUUCCUAUUUUGGCCUAUGCUUCGGAAACGUGGGCAUUUUGCAAGGAGGAAGGAAAUGUGGUGAGCGUCAUUGAACGCGCAAUUGAGAGAGUGAUGAUAGGAGUAUCCCGUUUCACGCUAAUGAGGGACGGGAUUCGAAGUUCUCUCCUACGUCAGCGAUCGAAGAUUAGAGACGUCGCCGCGUUUGCCAAGGAAAGUAAAAUAAGGUGGGCCAGACACGUGAUGCGCUUCAACGACAACCAUUGGACCAGAGCCGUGAGCGACUGGGUUCCCCGCGAUUUUAAGCGCACUACAGGAAGACCGCCGACCCGAUGGUCAGAUUUCUUCACAAAGUCCUUCAAAGAAAAGUAUGAUGCUCUUCGUGUCACACGCGAAAAGAGGAAUCAGUGGGCUACUCUGGCACGCGAUCGGGACAAAUGGAAGAAUUAG